AGCUUUCAGUAUUGUUAUAAGAAAGACAGGACGAGAAGAAGCUGCAGACGUGUGUCAUGGCGUGACAGCGUUGUACAGGCAUCAACAACUGUACAGACUUAUUUAUUACAUAUUAACAUAUUAUUACUACAUAUUAACGUGGAGGCACGUUUCCACGUACCGAAGGCGACGGCUCCUCUCAGCGCUAACGUAACGCUAGCCACCGGCCUUAUCUGGCUUGACGAAGGGAACAACGACUCUUCUUGAGUGUCACACGGAUGCAGCUAAUGUCCACUGGAGAGACGUCGGUGUUUUUCCACGGGACGGGGACGUGAUUCGUGGACGUGGGCAUUUUGUCGAAGAUGGAUAAUACGGACUAACGCCUUCAGAUAAACAACUGUUGGGAUCUGUGCUACCAGUGAUUGAUUAAUAAGCCUCUAACCGUUUCCACUAAUGUUGCAUUAGGUGACAUCAGUCCGUGUAACUAGUUAAAGCGACAGAUUGAGUCGCAGCUAACGUUGUCUCUGUUGUAUUUGUUAGCAUGUUCGCCAGGACCCGCUGUGGUCAGCAGCUAUGACGCUAGGUGUAGCUGCGGGCUUCUGUCACUGGAAGGCUAACAGAUAGCUCGUGUGUGUAGCUCCCUGUUCUUUGCGUGGUCAUCGUGGCAGGCUCGGCAUCAUGUAGCUUGUCCGUCUUCGUGAACUGGCCAGGUGACUGGUGACGUUGUACGUUUAGCGAACCCUUUGGACAGUAAUGCAACGCUGGGCUGCAACUGUCCCACCGGUUCCGAUACUGACCCCUGCCACUGAUUGUUGCUAGUCAUUCUCAAAGCCGUCAGCACUGCGCGACAUUAGUCACCAGAGUCUAGAGUAAAGCACGUGAAUGCAUCAUGCCCUCGCCUCAUAUUUUAUUUAUACGAUAAAUCCCAUUUGAGCCGCCUGUCAUGAAAUAAAUCCAUGGUGCAUGAAGCACCGUCCCGGGACUGAGUGGACAAUUUGCUCCAGGCUUGGUUUCUAAAGAGGAGAGCAGCGUAUUGGGCCGUCCACCAGCUCUCAGCGUCAGCUGGACCAGCACAUCAUCACGAUGGAGACGGUGGGGGACUUUGAGUACAACAGGAAAGACCUGGUUGGACAUGGAGCGUUCGCCGUGGUCUUUAAAGGAAGACACAGGAAGAAGACCGACUGGGAGGUGGCUAUCAAGAGCAUCAAUAAGAAGAACCUGUCCAAGUCCCAAAUCCUGCUUGGCAAGGAAAUCAAAAUCCUGAAGGAGCUGCAGCAUGAAAACAUUGUGGCUCUUUACGAUGUCCAGGAAACUCCUAACUCUGUUUUCCUUGUCAUGGAGUACUGUAAUGGAGGUGAUCUUGCUGACUAUCUGCAAGCUAAGGGCACUCUGAGAGAAGAAACGCUCAGGGUUUUUCUCCAGCAGAUUGCUGCUGCCAUGCGUGUCCUCAACAGUAAAGGAAUCAUCCACCGUGACCUGAAACCCCAGAAUAUCCUGCUGUCAUAUGCGGGUCGCAAGAAGUCUAACAUCAGUGGCAUUCGUGUCAAAAUAGCUGACUUUGGUUUUGCACGGUACCUCCAGAGCAAUAUGAUGGCUGCCACACUGUGUGGCUCACCUAUGUACAUGGCCCCAGAGGUCAUCAUGUCCCAAAACUAUGAUGCUAAGGCUGACCUGUGGAGCAUAGGGACGGUCAUCUACCAGUGUCUGGUUGGCAAACCACCCUUCCAGGCCAAUAGCCCCCAGGAUCUGAGGAUGUUCUAUGAAAAGAACAAGAACCUACAGCCUAUUAUCCCAAGGGAGACGUCUCCACAGCUUGGUGACCUGCUUAUUGGGCUGCUUCAGAGAAACCAGAAAGACAGAAUGGACUUUGACACGUUUUUCAGCCAUCCAUUUCUGGAGCCAUCAACUGCCUUUAAAAAAUCGUGUCCAGUGCCAGUUCCCAGCGCCUCCAACACUGUGACGGACAGUUCCUGUGGCAGCUCUCCAUGCGUUCGCUACAACUCCCCUACAUCCCUCCCUGACAUGCAGACUCUAACAGAAGAUGGCCUGUCGUCCCCUCCACUCGGUCCACCCAACUUCCUGCAGCUGUCCAAAGAGUCUGCAGGAAGUACUAGCAGUAAGAACUCUUCCUGUGACACCGAUGACUUUGUCCUGGUGCCUCACAUCUCUACUGACAGUUAUGAGCCCAUGGGAUCAGGUCGCCGGCCAUCUAGCGAGUUCCUCAUGUGUGGAGGGCAGCCACAGCCCAUUCCAGGACAGACCCCCAUGGUGUCCCCACGGGCUGAAACCACCCCCAUACCGGUACCCACCCAGAUCCGGAACUACCAGCGCAUUAAGCAGAACCUCUCCAGCAGCCCGACCACUACUCUUUGUGGCUCUCCCAGGUCUGGCACAGUGAGACGCUCUAACACUAGCCCUAUUGGGUUUCCUAAGAUGGGCUCAGGGUCUCCCAGCUCUGGAGAUGUUCCUCAAACAGUGGGCCGACGUCUCUCUACUGGCAGCUCCCGACCCUAUUCCCCUUCACCUCUUGUGGGCACCAUUCCUGAGCAACUGGGCCACUGCUGCUGUCACCUGCAGAACCAGGAGCCUCGCAGUCGGAGCUCCUCAGGAGGUUCCCCUGCCCCAUUGUCUCAGCUCCUUGGGGCUCGGCUUCAGAGUGCCCCCACCUUGACUGAAGUGUACCAGACCAGACAGAAGCUCCACAAACAGCUGUCCGAUCCCCUUCAGCCUUCUUCCUGCUGCAGUCACUCCCCUCAGUUUGGCCGACCAGCCAACCUGGGUUCCUCCCCUACCAAGCUGCUGGGCUCCUCUCCUCGCACAUCUGACUGGCUGCAGAAGUCUCCACUACCCACCAUUAUUGGUUCUCCCACAAAGACUGUGUCGGCACCAUUUAAGAUCCCCAAAACACAGGCAUCCUGUAACCUAAUGGCCCUGGCAGACAGCCCCAUGCCCACCAAGACGUUGGCAGACGCCCGAGACAUAUGUACUCACAACUGUAGCUCGUACCUUACCGGACGGGCAGCUGUGCCUGAGGCUAGUCGGACAUUUGGCAGGUCUGUUAGUACAGGUCGUUUGUCUGAGCAGCAAACUAGAAUUACCCUGGGUGGACAAGCAUAUCAGGGUAGCACUGACAGUCUGAACACAGAGCGACCUAUGGACACAGCCCCUGCAGGCCCCAGUGGCCAGGCUCAUGGUGGGUCAGCAAGUCCACGUACUGUGCUUUUCACUGUGGGCUCCCCACCCAAUAGCACCACUCCUCCCACCUGCAGCCACUUGGGCACCCGGCCUCGCACCACCUCAGUGGGCUCCAACAGUUCCACUGGCUCCUUGUGUUCCACCAGUGGUCGGGUCUAUGUUGGAUCUCCUCCGGGCAUGGCAAUGGGCUCCUCUCCUCCAGGAGCAUUUGGAUUUGGGCAAGCUGUCCCCGGAGCAGAGGGGGCACCUAGCAGUCUGCGCUAUGUCCCCUAUGGGACCUCCCCUCCUAGUCUAGAAGGAUUCAUAACCUUCGAAGCCCCAGAAUUGCCUGAGGAGACACUCAUGGAGCCUGAGCACACAGAUACACUGAUGCAUCUUCGGAUGAUGCUUUCAUUUACUGACUGCGUCCUGGAGAUGGCAGCAGUUCGAGCUGGAGGGACGGAGCUUGGCGUGUCUGUCGCCUCCCUCUACCCUCCCCACGACAGUGUGGUUGUGGACCAGAUCAGCCAGCUCAGCAAAGACUGGGGGCAGGUGGAGCAGUUGGUGCUCUAUAUGAAGGCUGCUCAACUCCUAGCAUCCUCCCUCCACCUGGCAAAGGCUCAGAUUAAAUCUGCCAAACUCAACCCUUCCACUGCUGUUAAACAAGUGGUGAAGAAUCUAAAUGAGCGUUACAAAAGCUGCAUCUCCCUCUGUCGGCGACUGACAAACAAACUCAACCACUUCUUUGCUGACAAACAGCGAUUUGUAGAUGAAAUUAACAGCGUUACUGCAGAAAAGCUCAUCUAUAAUCAUGCUGUGGAGAUGGUUCAGUCAGCUGCUCUGGAUGAGAUGUUCAAACAGACAGAGGAUAUUGCCUACCGCUACAGCAAGGCUGCCAUGCUUCUGGAUGGCUUGUCCAAGAUUUUACAGGACCCCACUGACAUUGAGAACGUGAUCAAAUACAAGGCCAGUGUGGACCGCAGAAUCUCUGCCCUCUGCUACUGCACUGUCACGCUGUAUGAGUAGCACACACAUUCAGAGGGAAUACAAAGACAGACUGACUAACAAGUUCACAAAACCACUGUUUUUUUACACUGUUUUCUGUAGCAGUUGAAGCACUUUUUUCCAUUUGAUUGGUUUAUCAUUAUUUGUCAUCAUGUGUUGUACUGGUUGCAUCAUGAACUGAAAUAUGACUGAUGCACAGGUUUUCAACCAAAGACGACUGCAGGUUCAGAAACAAAAAGGCUGAAACCAGACAUGGACAUAAUGCAGUGUGCAUGUCAUUCUGCUCACUACUGUAGGUGACAUCAGCUCCUAUUAAGUGUUUAAGCUGAUGUUCUUUUUAUUUAUUGACUCAGAAGUACAUGGAGCUCGACAACUUCAAUUACUAUUGCAGAACAACAUGGAAGAAAUCAGCACAUGUAAAAGUCCACAUAGGACUUAUACAUAAAACGCAAACUUCUGUUACAGAAACUCAGCCAUGAAAGACUAGGAACCUGCCAAUGUGUCACACCUUCAAAUAAUUUUUUUGUGUUAAUCGCUCAAGCACUUUAUUGUGACUUGAGAGGACGAAACAUGCAUAUGUGGACACGUGAAGGCGGCUGGAGAGUUUUGUAAUCUUGCCUUCUUCACUCUCUGAACAUACUCGCUUUACAGUGUGUGCAUCAGCAACAGACUGAAGUCACACAUUGCCCACAAGGUACAGCAACCUGGGUGAUUAACUAAGCCUUUUACAAAGUCACAUAUCUAUAGUUUGGUUAAAAUUUGUAUAGUGAAUAGGCACUGUACUCAUUUAGAUUGAUCUCAAUCAAAAAGAAUACUCGCAAGUAAGUUAACCCAGAGUAAACCCGCGAGGUGUUCAUUUUGUUUUGUUAGGAAGUAAUAGACUCAGGCAACCUCCUCAAUCCUCUCAAGGAGGAGGAUUAAUGUGAAUCCAGAUCACUUGCUUUCUGAAUAUUAGGAUGGAAACCAGGUCUUGUAAAAUGCUGUUAUGGUGACGCUGUGGCAGGCCCUUCCUUUGUCACCAAAGCAGCAUUUAGCAGCUUAAAGUUGGUCGAAUUACUCUAGUUACCUUGAUAGCAAGUAUCAUUAUGAUAUAAAUGCUACAGUUUUUUGUUUUGUGUGUAGACGUAGCAUUUGUUUUGUUUUUUUAUGAAAAUUUGAUGUCUGCAAACGUGAAUAUUUGUAGAUAGUUCACUUUUUUGUGGGGUGGUUAGUUAGGAGGGUCAAAUAGCACAAAAUGUUUUAGGUGCAUGAAUGAUUCAAAUACAGUUUUUGAGUUUGUAAUUCAUGUCUGCCAAGAGUUUGAUAUGGACGUUUUUGGGACACAUUGGUGUGCCAAACUAAACCAAGUCAUGGCAGCUCCAGAACAUCUUUAGAGAGGAUUUUCUACCAGACCUGCUCAUUCAGUAGACUUUAACAGUGGUUUCUAAAAUAAAUGUGUUGUCAUUUGAGAUUUGAUUUUUCACAAUCUUGCACUGCCUAGCACCCCUACUAGUAUUCAGCUGUUCUCCCAACAAUGUAUUUACUGUAUGUAUGAGUGUAAAUACUGUGUAUAUAUCACAGGCGCUUGCCAGGAGUAGAAGGCCAGUAGUGUGCAGUGGAUGGGGAAGGAGGCGCCUAACUGUUGUCAAAGCAAACACAAGCCUACUCCUGUGUACAGGUGUAAAUAAAUUCAUUUCCAAUGUAAAAAUGUGUAUAAAGAUAUUUACAGGCAUCCAGCAAACUCUGCCUUCCUCUCCCAUGUACUGUUCUUUUUUCUAGACAUAUUUGGGUUUAAGGUUCCCUUCUUGUCAUGGGAAUCUCCCGAAGCCUUUCAGUGAAAACAGAUGGCUGAUACAAACCUACCAACUCUUUACUACAUACCAUUUUGUUUAUAACUAAUAACUAAAGGACUGUUUUUGAAGGUGAAGCAUGGGGGUACCAAGUCUGCAUCUACCCUGUAAAGCUCCUAGAAUCUUUAAUGUCUGUACCCUGUUGUGUUUGCACCUCUCCAGCUUGAUAUGAAUGCAUUUUGAAGAACCUCCUCCUCCUGUCAGUCACAACCCUGAAGAUGCAACAGUGUGUGUUAAUGCUCUACUUGUCUCUACUUGUUUCUCACUGAGGGUGUUUGUUCUUUAUAAGAUGCAAAAUACAGUCUUGGUUGUUUAAAAACGG
Messenger RNA from Betta splendens (Siamese fighting fish), 6309 nucleotides. RefSeq names its product unc-51 like autophagy activating kinase 2 (gene ulk2). Gene Ontology annotation, molecular function: ATP binding; protein serine/threonine kinase activity. The transcript is spliced from 27 exons. The record is from RefSeq and is a predicted model, not a curated record. NCBI's taxonomy places the organism in Eukaryota, Metazoa, Chordata, Actinopteri, Anabantiformes, Osphronemidae. Bases 1063 to 4179 code for a protein of 1038 amino acids. Gene Ontology annotation, cellular component: cytoplasm; autophagosome. Gene Ontology annotation, biological process: positive regulation of autophagy; peptidyl-serine phosphorylation; autophagosome organization.